Messenger RNA from Talaromyces stipitatus ATCC 10500, 2234 nucleotides. Its product is annotated as glycerol-3-phosphate O-acyltransferase, putative. The record is from RefSeq and is a predicted model, not a curated record. Gene Ontology annotation, molecular function: glycerone-phosphate O-acyltransferase activity; glycerol-3-phosphate O-acyltransferase activity. The transcript has a single exon. Gene Ontology annotation, biological process: phospholipid biosynthetic process. The coding region runs from base 1 to 2106 and encodes 701 amino acids. Gene Ontology annotation, cellular component: endoplasmic reticulum membrane. Lineage: Eukaryota; Fungi; Ascomycota; Eurotiomycetes; Eurotiales; Trichocomaceae.
AUGGCGCCUAGGGUGAAAUCCAGUGAACAACUGCUGGUACCCUGGAUCUACGAUACUCUACUCGCUAUAUUCCGCUUUUGCUUAAGCAUCUUCUUCCGAGAAGUAUAUGCGCCUGGAGCAUGGCGCAUCCCGAAAAAAGGCCCAGUCAUCAUAGUGGCAGCUCCACACGCCAAUCAAUUCGUCGAUUCCAUUCUCUUGAUGCGCAUUCUAAAGCGUUAUGCGGGACGAAGAAUAUCAUUCUUGAUUGCGGAAAAAUCAAUGCGCGAACCGUAUAUUGGCACAUUGGCUGCGCAAAUGGGUGCUCUUCCGGUCACACGUGCGAUGGACAAUAUUAAACCGGGAAUGGGCACUAUUUUCCUACCCCAUCCCGAGAGCGAUCCGACUUUGGUGAGCGGAAAGGGCACAAAUUUUACGGAUCCGAUGUUCAUGGAGCGAGGCACUCUGAUACUCCCUAAAGUGGGCCAAGAAGCCCCUGAGCAGCAGGCGAUUGCCGAGAUUAUUGGUCCCGAAGAGCUGCGGCUGAAAGCGCCUUUCAAGAACUUUGCUCGCGACCACCCACUAUACGAAGGUCUUCGUACGGGAACUUCAUUCAAAGUUGCCCCUCAUAUCGACCAGAGUCAAAUGUUUGAUGCCGUAUACCGAGGACUUGAGUCAGGCGGUUGUAUCGGAAUCUUCCCUGAAGGUGGAAGUCAUGAUCGCCCGCGGUUGCUGCCACUGAAGGCUGGAGCCGCUAUCAUUGCUCUCGGGACACUGGCCCGGUCUCCAGACUGUGGGUUGACCAUUAUACCCUGCGGAAUGAACUACUUUCAUCCAAAUAAGUUUCGUUCGCGUGCCGUCAUAGAGUUUGGCCCACCUGUUGAAGUUCACCCAGACCAGGUAGCCGCAUUCAAACUUGGGGGUAAUUCUAAACGAAAUGCAGUCGGUUCUCUUCUAGAGACGAUACAGGAGGCGUUAGAUUCUGUGACCCAACAAGCCCCCGACAGGGAGUCACUUAUGCUUAUACAGGCCACCAGAAAAUUAUAUCAGCCAUUGCGAAUGAAGUUACCUCUUCCCGUCGUCAUUGAGCUGAAUAGGCGGCUUUUGAAAGGAUACACUACAUUUCGGCACGAACCAAAGGUCAUACAGUUGGCGAGAGAUGUGCGGGCUUAUAAUCGUCAGCUCAAGGCUCUGGGCGUUCAAGACCACCAGGUUGAAUGGGGUAAUGUCCGUCGUCGCCCAUGGUCAAUGGUUCUCUUAACACUACUCUACCGCAUCGGUGAGCUUAUAAUGCUGGGUUUGGGAACUUUGCCAUCCUUGGCUCUCUUUUGGCCCGUGUUCGUCACUGCAAGAGCCAUUUCGCAUUCAAAGCAACGCAAAGCGCUUGCCAAUUCGUCUGUCAAAAUGGACGGUCGUGAUGUUGUCGGAAGUUGGAAGAUACUUGUUGCAAUGGGGUUUGCGCCUGCAUUAUAUACGUGGUACACCGUAAUCGUUACAGUCUGGUUGUACUAUUGUCGAAACGACGGGUAUUACUCCUCCGUUGUACCUUGGUGGAUAAAUGCUCGGUCGUACGUUCCAGACAGUGUUCCACUACGAGUUUUCACUGUCUUCUUCUUUGGACUCAUGAUAGCAGUCAGUUUUGCAGGUCUCCGAAUUGGUGAAAUCGGCAUGGACAUUCUCAAGUCCCUGCCUCCUUUGUUCAUCGCUCUGAAUCCCAGCUCUUCGUCUGCACUGAUCAAGCUGCGCAACCAGCGUCGAGCUGUGGUGGCUCAAGUCAUCAACGUCAUCAACACCUUUGGCCCCGAGAUCUUUCCGGACUUCGAAUAUGAGAAGCUAGUCGAUGAAAAUUAUGACUACGACGGCGACAAGGGCGUUAAUAUGGACUAUGCAACGUACAAGUCCCGUCUCAAGAGCAUGCCGCCCAGUGAACCCCAAACACCAAACCGUAGCCGCAGCCGCAGCCGAAGCAGGGGUAGAAGACCAUCCGACUCCUGGCAGGGGUUUAGCAGCGGGAACUUUCUCAAACCCUUGACAUCUGGAGCUUCUGGACCCUCAAAAGAUGAACUUCGCGAGUUGAAUCGACGUAUUGGGACGUUCUCUGAGACCGAACAGGGAAGAGACCAUAACUAACUUACCGUGCUACGGAAGCCAUUGUUAAAUCAGUUAUUUAUACCCACGAAUGGAAUUUUUAAACAUUAAGCUUAUUCUUUAAUGAAGAAUAGCUCAAUAGAGAAGAAUAAAGGCUUCGAUGGUGGACA